GCAACCAAACCGCCAGCGAAUCGCAGCGGAGAAGCAUCUCCGCCUGAAUGGAAUAAGACUAGCCGAGAGCCCUCACAUCGCAGAUCCCAAGGAAGGAGAUUGGGCAGCUAAGUGACCUUUGACCCAACAGCUGAUCGAAAUGGCCACGGCAAUGACGGAUCGGGAGCGGGAGGCGAUUGUCAGCAAUUUGACCAAGGAUGUGCAGUCUUUGAGGGAAAUGGUGCGGAGUCGGGAAAGCGAGCUGGUCAAGCUGCACCGGGAAAUCCACAAACUGAAGAGUGUGCUUCAGCAGACCACCAACCACCUGAACGUCACCCGGAACGAAAAGACCAAGACGAAGCUAUACUCUUUGCCGGAGCAAUGUGUCGAGAAGGAAGGCAGGGAUCGGGAUCCCCACGUCUGCAGCUCCUGUGGAAUGGUGCUGCCCACCAGUCCGGAGUUCGCCCUGGAGGCGUUGUCCCUGGGACCGCUGCCCCACUCGGGGCAACUUGCCUCAUCGCCUUCCACAUCGCCCUCCGCAUCUGCAUCCGCCUCCGCCGAAGAACCUCGACCCAAGGCAAUGCCCGCUGCCAUUAAGAAGCAAGGUGUUUCCGCCGAGAGCUGCGUGCAGUCCAUGCAACACUCCUACAGCAUACCAAUUCCAAAAUAUGACAAGGAUUUCAGUAACAAGCAGCAAAUCAAAGACGCCAUAAUGGAUAACGACUUUCUGAAGAACAUCGACGCAUCGCAGGUGCGCGAACUGGUGGACUCGAUGUACUCGAAGAGCAUCGUCGCCGGCGAGUUUGUGAUCCGCGAGGGCGAGGUGGGUGCACAUCUGUAUGUCUCGGCCGCCGGCGAGUUUGCGGUGAUGCAGCAGGGCAAAGUACUGGACAAGAUGGGCCCGGGCAAGGCGUUUGGCGAGCUGGCGAUCCUUUACAAUUGCACAAGGACGGCCUCUAUUCGAGUGCUAAGCGAGGCGGCAAGGGUUUGGGUUCUCGACCGAAGGGUCUUCCAGCAGAUCAUGAUGUGCACGGGUCUGCAGCGAAUCGAGAACAGCGUGAACUUCCUGAGAUCGGUUCCGCUGCUGAAGAACCUCAGUGAAGAGCUGCUGGCCAAGAUCGCGGAUGUUCUGGAGCUGGAGUUCUAUGCCGCUGGCACUUACAUCAUCCGCCAGGGAACCGCCGGAGACAGCUUCUUCCUGAUCUCACAGGGCAAUGUCCGUGUGACUCAGAAGCUAACGCCCUCGUCCUUGGAGGAAACGGAGCUACGAACUCUUUCCAGGGGAGACUACUUCGGAGAACAGGCGUUGAUCAACGAGGACAAGCGAACGGCCAACAUUAUAGCCCUGUCACCAGGGGUGGAGUGUCUGACUUUGGACAGGGACUCCUUCAAGCGGCUGAUUGGCGAUCUCUGCGAGCUGAAGGAGAAGGACUACGGCGAUGAGAGCCGGAUGCUGGCCAUGAAGCAGGCGAGGGAAAGCAGCCGGGAUGAGCCGAAAGAGCAGCUGCAGCAGGAGUUUCCCGACCUCAAGCUCACCGACCUCGAGGUGGUCAGCACCUUGGGCAUCGGUGGCUUUGGCCGAGUGGAGUUGGUCAAGGCCCACCAUCAAGACCGUGUGGACACCUUUGCCCUCAAAUGCCUGAAGAAGCGGCACAUUGUGGACACCAAACAGGAGGAGCACAUCUUCAGCGAAAGGCACAUAAUGCUCAGUUCGAGGUCGCCCUUUGUCUGCCGAUUGUAUCGCACUUUCCGGGACGAGAAGUACGUCUACAUGCUGCUGGAGGCCUGCAUGGGUGGCGAGAUCUGGACCAUGCUCAGGGAUCGCGGCUCCUUCGAGGACAACGCGGCGCAGUUCAUCAUUGGGUGUGUUCUGCAGGCCUUCGAGUAUCUGCACGCUCGUGGCAUCAUCUACCGAGAUCUGAAGCCCGAAAACCUGAUGCUGGAUGAGCGCGGCUACGUGAAGAUUGUGGACUUUGGCUUCGCCAAGCAGAUCGGAACGAGUACCAAAACUUGGACCUUCUGCGGCACCCCAGAGUAUGUGGCGCCCGAAAUCAUUCUGAACAAAGGUCAUGACCGAGCCGUGGACUACUGGGCAUUGGGCAUCCUCAUCCAUGAACUGCUAAACGGAACGCCGCCGUUUAGUGCUCCGGAUCCCAUGCAGACGUACAACCUCAUUCUAAAGGGCAUUGACAUGAUCGCUUUCCCCAAGCACAUGUCCCGAUGGGCUGUGCAGCUCAUCAAGCGCCUUUGCCGCGAUGUUCCCUCGGAGCGACUUGGCUACCAGACUGGAGGUAUCCAGGAUAUUAAGAAGCACAAGUGGUUCCUGGGAUUCGACUGGGACGGCUUGUCCAGUCAGCUGCUCAUCCCACCCUUCGUCCGGCCCAUUGCCCAUCCCACGGACGUGCGCUACUUCGACCGCUUCCCGUGUGAUUUAAACGAGCCGCCGGACGAGCUCUCGGGCUGGGAUGAGGAUUUCUAGGCACAUUCCCCAAAGCCCUUCGACUUAGUACUUCAUCACUCUUUAGUUUACUUUAGGAUACUUUAUUGAUUUGCGUAGAAACAUAGAAAGGAACAAGGAAAG
Molecule: messenger RNA, 2560 nt
Organism: Drosophila rhopaloa
Lineage: Eukaryota; Metazoa; Arthropoda; Insecta; Diptera; Drosophilidae
Gene: Pkg21D
Product: cGMP-dependent protein kinase, isozyme 1
Exons: 5
Coding region: 140-2458 (772 amino acids)
Biological process (GO): protein phosphorylation
Molecular function (GO): ATP binding; cGMP-dependent protein kinase activity
Source: RefSeq, a predicted model, not a curated record